Drosophila takahashii is the source of this 1575-nucleotide messenger RNA. RefSeq names its product lethal (2) 37Bb (gene l(2)37Bb). Gene Ontology annotation, molecular function: oxidoreductase activity. Lineage: Eukaryota; Metazoa; Arthropoda; Insecta; Diptera; Drosophilidae. Gene Ontology annotation, biological process: mitochondrial respiratory chain complex I assembly. Gene Ontology annotation, cellular component: cytoplasm. The record is from RefSeq and is a predicted model, not a curated record.
UAAUGUUGCGGUACAGAAAUAUUUUGCGGCUGUCGCAGCGCCGAAACUACUCGUCUGGAGCAACAAGUGGAUCACCCGGCGGCGACAAAUCCGGCGAAGAUGAUCUGCACCCGAUAAGACGAACCCUUCGUUUGCUGGGCAACGAUAUGCGCAAAGUCAAGGAGUUCUUUGUUCCCAAGGAGAAGGAAUCUGAAGACGAUCGUAUUGCGACCCAGGGAAAGUUCCAAUUUGCCGGGGAGCGGACAAGGGAUCCAACGGCUCCAGAUGACUUUCAGACCCACUGCGAUGUGCUCAUCAUUGGCGGCGGAGGAGUGGGCAGCUCCAUUGCCUACUGGCUGAAGGAGAAGGCUCGCGAUGGCCUCAAUGUGAUGGUGGUGGAGAAGGAUGAUACAUAUGCCCACUCCGCCACCCGCGUUUCUGUGGGCGGCCUUUGCCAGCAGUUCUCCCUGCCCGAAAACAUACAGAUGUCGCUCUUUGCCGCCGACUUCUUGCGCGGCGCCAAGGAGCACUUUGGCCAGGAGGUGCCCCUUCAAUUCACCCCACAUGGCCACCUCAUGUUAGCCAACGAUGAGCACGCCGAAAGCCUGAUGCGCUCCUCCCAGCUGCAAAACGAACUGGGCGCCCGGAACGAAGUGCUCACGGCGGAUCGACUGGCGGCGCGAUUUCCCUGGCUGAACGUCAGCGGCGUCGCCUUGGGAUGCCUUGGCCUGGAGAAGGAGGGCUGGUUCAAUCCCUUGGCUCUGCUCAGCAAUCUCCGGCGUUCGGCCAGCGGCUACGGCGCACACUUCCUCAGCGGCCAGGUGGUUGGCUUCGAAUUCAAGUCCCAAACAGACAUAUCCGUGGUCGGAGAUGCCGGCGCCAACGAGGGCAACUACACGGGUCUGGAAAAGGCGGUAAUCCAACUGCCCGACGGCACGAGACGUAGUUGCAAGUUUGCCCUGUGUGUGAUUGCAGCGGGCGCCAGUUCGGGAAAGGUGGCACGAUUGGCGAAGAUUGGAGUGGGCCCAGGAAUGCUGCAGGUUCCGCUGCCCAUCGAUGAAAGGAAGCGGUUUAUGUACGCCCUCAAUUCGCAGGCUCAAAGUGCACCUGGCAUGGCGAUGCCCAUGACUAUUGAUCCAUCGGGCAUCUUUAUACGUAGAGAUGGCCUGGGUGGUAACUACAUAUGCGGGAUGGAUUCCUAUGAGGAGGGGAAUUUGCACUCCUUCGAUCAACACAUCAGAUCCAAGCUAGCGGAGCGCAUACCCGCCCUUGGAGAAGCUCAAGUCUUGGACAGCUGGACGGGCAGCUACGAUCAGAAUGUCUACGACGAGAACGGCAUCUUGGGCGCCCAUCCGUACUACCACAAUCUUUAUCUGGCCACCGGUUUCAGCGGCCACGGAGUCCAGCAAUCCCUGGCCGUGGGCAGAGCCAUAUCCGAGUUGAUCAUGGACGGCCAGUUCCGAACCAUCGACCUGUCGCGCCUGAGCUUCGACAGGCUGAUUGUGGACCAACCCAUGUACGAGUUGAAUAAUGUUUUAAGCUAGAAUUGUUGAUGGGUGCAUUGCGAACUAAAUGCAGCUAAUUUAAUGUGUGAAA